AUGAAGGCAUCUAAUAUCAUUCAAGCCUUGAUAGUUUUGGCUUUUCAAGCGCAGACUUCCAUGACCGCGGCAGUGACAACUUCCGUGGAAGACAAUGCUCUUCUAGUUGGAGGAUGCGCUGGAGUCGCUCAGGAACUUCAAUUACAAUGUUACAAAGAUCAAUGCCCUCAACCAACAAAUGGACUACUCGGGUCCUCUUGUGCCUCUUAUCCUCCUGCAAAUCAGCUCGCAUGCUACAAGUCAAAAUGUCCCGAAUUAGCCGCUCAAGUCACAACUAGUCAAGCUCUUAUUCAACAAACUUCGCCGCCUCUCAUCGGUGGAUGUCGUGGGGUCGCACCUCAAUAUCAACUACAGUGUUAUAAGGAGAAUUGUCGCGAACCUGCUGGUCCUCCUGGAUCAUCAUGUGCUUCUUACCCACCAGAUUAUCAGCUAGCGUGUUACAAAUCAAAAUGCGAUCCAAAGCCCGAAGCGGUAACAUCUGUUGAAGUAGCACUUGAAUCUCCCGUGGGUGCCAGUUCAGGACAAGAUUGUCAAGGGGUAGCACCUGAGUAUGAGCUAGAAUGCUUUUACCGGAAUUGUCCUAUGUCCGGCCCUCCUGGAUUCUCAUGCGCCUCACUGCCUCAACAAUAUCAAAUCGAUUGUUACAAAAAACGCUACCAUGAAGUCUACACUUCUCUUGCAUCAGAACCAGCUCUACAAACGCCAAAUUCAGUUUAAAAUACUCCCAGCCCUGCUCAACAAACACCUAAUACUGCCCAGCAGAGUCCUGGAGCAGAUGGAGGCUGUAUCAGCGUAGCCCCUGAAAACCAGCUCCAAUGUUACCGUGAUAAUUGUCCAAUGUCGGGUCCUAUUGGUUAUUCGUGUGGUACUUUACCACUGGACUAUCAACUACAAUGCUAUAAAGCACAUUGCGAUGAUGAACUCUUUAUUGAAGCUGAGCUUCCUGUACUUCAAACUCUAGGGGGUGGAUGUGAAACCGGAGCCCUAGAAAAUCAGGAAGGGUGCUUCCAAAAAGAAUGUUUUAAACUAUUCUGCGCUUCGCUCCCGGUCCAGUACCAACUUCAAUGUUAUAGACAACAUUGUAGCAUCCCGGAUUUAUCUGCGUUGGUCAACAGACUUGGAAAUAGUUUGGGUGGGAAAUUAGAUGGUUCGAGUACUUCUGGUAGCUCGGAUGAUGAUGGGGUCAAUGGUCCAGAUGGCAAGGAAGGAUUAUUUUCAGAGGGUCCUUGA
Molecule: messenger RNA, 1230 nt
Organism: Botrytis byssoidea
Lineage: Eukaryota; Fungi; Ascomycota; Leotiomycetes; Helotiales; Sclerotiniaceae
Exons: 1
Coding region: 1-717 (238 amino acids)
Source: RefSeq, a predicted model, not a curated record